GGUUUCCUGGGAUGGGCAGCCUGCCGUGUCUGUGCUACCUGGCAGCAGCAGUGGCGGUGGCGAUUGGCUCGGAGCGACGGCAGCACCAGGUGCAGCAUGGCCCCUGCCGCUACACUUUUAUCCUGCCAGAGGUGGAGCAGUGCCAGCCUGCGGGAGACUUCCAGGUGACCAACUCCCUCCAGCGGGACUCGCCCUCGGCCCCCGAGUCGCCCCACGCUGAACCCAGCUGGCAGGAAAGGAAGCUGGAGACCCUAGAGAGCGCCACUGAGAACAAUACGCAGUGGCUGCAGAAGCUGGAGAGCUACAUUCAGGAGAAUGUGCGAUCAGAGAUGGAGCGUAAUGUCAUUCACACCCAGACAGCCACCAUGCUGGAGAUCGGAACCAAUCUUCUAAGCCAAUCAGCGGAAAACACGCGCAAACUGACAGAUGUGGAGACGCAGGUGCUGAACCAAACCAGUCGUCUGGAGAUCCAGCUGCUGGAGUACUCUCUGAGCACAAACCGGCUGGAGAAGCAGCUCUUAGAGCAAACUCAGGAGGUCUCCCGUCUCAAUGAUAAAAACAGCUACAUGGAACAGCGCUUUGCAGACAUGGAGGCCAAGCACAGCCGAGAGCUUCAGGCCAUCCAGCAGGAGAAGCAGCAGCUGCUGGAGCUUCUGGACAGACAGAAUGAGUUGGUCAGUCUGCUGGAAGGAGAACUGGCCAGCUCCACUCGUAACAGCACACUGAUCCAGCGACAGCAGGCCUCGCUCACUGACACUGUGCAGCAGCUGCUGGCUAUGGUCACUCACUGUAACGAUAUAUCCACUCCAGUUGAUAAGGAGAUGUUGAAGUUUAGAGACUGUGCUGAGAUAUUCAAAUCUGGAGUGACAGAAAAUGGGAUAUACAGCAUUCAUCUUCCUAAUUCCACCCAGAAAAUUAAGGUAUUCUGUGAUAUGAAAACUAAAGGUGGAGGCUGGACUGUCUUUCAGCAUCGCUAUGAUGGAUCAGUCGAUUUCAACCGUGACUGGAAUGAUUACAAACUGGGAUUUGGAGAUCCGUCAGGAGAACACUGGUUAGGAAAUGAUGUCAUCCACCUGCUCACCACAACAAAAGACUACACGCUUCAGGUUCACCUCAAAGAUGCAGAGGAACACCAGGCUUAUUCUCAGUAUGACACUUUCUACAUUGACGGAGAAGAUAAGAAGUAUAGUCUCCAUGCCAGGGGUUUCAGUGGUACUGCUGGACGCACUAGCAGUCUUACCCACUCGGGGACCCAAUUCAGCACUAAAGAUCAAGACAAUGACCAGUGCAGCUGCAAGUGUGCUCAGAUGGCUACUGGAGGAUGGUGGUUUGAAGCUUGCGGGCCAUCCAAUCUCAACGGGAUAUAUUACUCUGGAAACUCCAACGUGAUACGAUAUAACAGUAUAAAAUGGUACUACUGGAAAGGGCCAAGUUGGAUGGCAACCAUGACCACUAUGAUGAUCCGGCCCGUAGACUUUUAAAAGCAAGAAGAGACUCUCACAACUGGAU
Danio rerio (zebrafish) is the source of this 1509-nucleotide messenger RNA. It is a transcript of the gene angpt2b, whose product is annotated as angiopoietin 2b. Gene Ontology annotation, biological process: blood coagulation; animal gross anatomical part developmental process. Lineage: Eukaryota; Metazoa; Chordata; Actinopteri; Cypriniformes; Danionidae. The record is from RefSeq and is marked provisional. Gene Ontology annotation, cellular component: extracellular region.